Molecule: messenger RNA, 3189 nt
Organism: Bactrocera dorsalis (oriental fruit fly)
Lineage: Eukaryota; Metazoa; Arthropoda; Insecta; Diptera; Tephritidae
Gene: Fbxo42
Exons: 4
Coding region: 210-2534 (774 amino acids)
Molecular function (GO): protein binding
Source: RefSeq, a predicted model, not a curated record
GUAAAGAAAUUUUCUUGCUUUUUGUGGUUUACACUUUCAUUCCCUUUCAAGCUUUUUGGGUUUGUAAAUUUUCUGAGUUGCUGAUGGUAUAUAAAUAACAAAACAAGUGUUGAAGUAUAUUAAAUUUACAAUAUCGGAUUUGUAUUGGCAUGAGAGAGGUUACUAAAAGUUAUAGACGCACACAUUAAUGUAAAAAGGUAAGGCGGGUUAUGGAAGGUGUUGGCAAUGAAGUUGCGGCUUCAAAUGAAACCCUAAUGGCAGCAACAAAAAGUGACGUAGUGAAGGAUGUGUAUUUAGUCACCAAGGACACUUUCAUUGUCGAACACAAAGAGAAAAGGGAUAAUGACUCAAUGCCAGAAUUGAAUGGCACUCGAGACGAAUUGCGUACGGUCCAACUAGAUGCUUUACCUGAUGAGAUACUAGAGUUCAUACUUACCUAUUUACCACCUUAUAAAGAUUUGGAAAGCUGCAGGCUCGUUUGUAAGCGUUGGAAUUCAGUAGUAAAAAAUUUAAUUCGACGCUCGAAAUUAAACUUACAUAAAGGCUUAAUUGAUUAUCGAUUAAGAUGGGAAAUUUUUUCACAGCAGACCGCUGCGAAUGUUGCAGAAUGUAAAAAUACAACAAAGAAUUUGGCAAUACCCCCUUCUCCGCCACCAGUUAUCGCUGGACGAUUUUCUCACUCAGCUGUAAGACAUGGAAAUUCGAUGUAUGUUUUUGGAGGGGGAUCCUCCUCUGAUACCACAUUCAAUGACUUGUGGCGCUUCGACUUGUCCGAAAUGAGUUGGGAACGUCCAUUGUCAAUGGGUUCCUAUCCAUCACCUAAAGGCAGCGCAUCUAUUGUCUGCUGGGGAGAGCAACUGGUGUUAUUUGGCGGUUGGCGAUACCCAUCUUUGCAUCCACCAUAUCAACCUUGGUGUCUCUUCGAUGAACUUCAUUUCUAUGACAUAAACACUAAUCGCUGGACAUUACGCAUUACUUUGUCGAGCCCCCCUCCUAUGGCAGGACAUUCUGCUAGUGUGCAUGGUGAUCGUAUGGUUAUAUUUGGUGGUUAUCAAAUUGCUGAUGGUGUGAAUAGUAACUCAAAUGAAACAUGGUGCUUGAAUCUUAACGAGUUGAAAUGGUGGCAACCUCGAUUUAUGGGUAAUACAAAACCCCCACCACGCUAUGGGCAGUUUCAAUUGGUAUUGGAUGAGUAUCACCUGUUGAUUGUUGGUGGUUGUGGUGGUCCCAACAGUGUAUACUCAGAUGCUUGGCUCUUGGACAUGUCACAAGAAUUAUGGUUAUGGCGUGCCAUACCGAUACGCAACAAAAAAUACGGAGCAACGCACAUGUGGUGUAAUCCUGCCUGUAAAAUUGGCUCUAAAUUGGUAGUGCUUGGCCCUACACCAAAUAUGCCACAAGAUUUCCAAAUGAUGAAGCAGAUGCGUGUGCCUGUUGGCGCAUACAGACGCCCAGGUGGUGGAGCACAAGGAGAUGGUGGCGUAGGCGGUGCAGCUGUAGAAAUGCCAGCACCUCGUUAUGGUGUAGUACAACAACACAAUCAAAACAAUAUCUUUGAUAGGCAAAGACUAUUGGGUGGCGGCAUACAAAUGGCAGCAGUACCGCCAAAUCCUCCCAUACAAAGACAACAACCACAGCAGCAGAGACUUGACAAUGCACGUUUAGGCGGACCGGACGAACAAUAUUUCGCCAAUCGACGUGCAAUCCUACAACAAAAUCAACAACAACAAGUUAAUAACAUAUAUAAUAAUAAUAUAAAUGAUAGCCAUAGCAACCUUCAACCACGACGUGGUCGUCUUGGUAAUUUGCAUGCAAAUUCACCAGCCUAUGCAAGGGCUGUAGAGGAGUGUAACCAAAACCGUCCAUCUUGUUCAAAUUCUGCUUCUGUACCCUCACCGUCACCGUCGCCAUCGCCAUCAGCAUCAAGUUCAUCCGGUUCUCGUACAAAUGGUACCGCCUCGCCAAGAAACGGUAAUGAGGUUAUGCCAGGUGGUAACAACUCGAACGACAUUGAAGCAGCGCACCGUUUGCAGCGAAAUUUAGCAUUACGUUGUAGGGACAACGAACCAUUAUUGCCCAAACGUUUCGACGAAUUGUAUGAAGAUCCGUUUCGAAUGGCAGCGUUUAAUGUGCAAAACCGGCCUCGUAGUGUUUCAAAAGAUCAUAAUGAGCGCAUACGUCGAAUGGAGGAAAAGAUGAAUGCUUUAAGAAAUUCAAGACGUAGUGCAAUGGUGGGUGAACCUAAAGCUAUCAAGGAGCCAUCGCCUAAACGUAUUAAACGAAACGUUCUGUCGUUAUUCGUUUGUGAUCUCUCGGCGGCAAUGGAUAAGGAUGAUCCCCAUUUGCAAUGGGUGGAGUAUAAGAAUUAUGGUGUUAUACCUGGAGCACCAGAAAGGUUGAUACUUUCUACUAUGGUUGCGGGACACGGUGAAUUGAUAUUAUUCGGAGGUGUACAUAAAGAGACGCUUGGUGAGAUAACGCAUCAAGUUUCAAAUUCGGUCCAUUUGCUAAGCGCUCCGCGCGAAAUAAUUUAAGUUGUUAUUUUAAAAGGUAAAUAUGGUAUAUUUAUAAAAUAAAGCUUACUAUCUAUAUAUACAUACAUAUAUGCGAAAAUAAGUCGUUUGUAUGUUUAGAGUAUAAUAAUACAUAAGUGUGUGUGUAUUUUUUAUUUAAUAUAUUGACUUAUUGUUCAUUCAUUGUCAAACUCUCAAUUGAAAGUCUACUUUAUCUCCACUUCAUUUCUUCUCCACACAACUUACCAAAGUGUUAUUCGGAAAAGCAUUAAUUAGUAAAACAAAAAGAUUGUUUUAUUCUCUUCUAACUGUGUUAGAGUUAAAAGUAAAAAAAAAUUGUAACUAAAUUAAAUAUUAGGCUAAGCGCAAAGAAUGCUGCCAGAAAAUCACUAAAGCUAAUAUUUCAAUAAAAACUAUAGACAAAAAUGAAAACCUUGUAAAUAUAUAUAUACAUAUAUAUGUAAUUAAAAAUAUAGAUUUUUAAAUACACUUUGCAAAGAUCGAUUCGACACUUCCUUUCGCUUUCCGGCGCAGACGUGCAUGUGUUAAACUAGAUUGGAAUAAUAGAAAUCCUGAAAAUGAAAUAGCUUAAUGGCAUGAAUAUUUAUGUGGUAUUUAAUAUAUGUUUUAUUUUUCUAUAAAUAUAAUUAAUAAAAGUAAUUUGAAUUAAAAACUA